Molecule: messenger RNA, 805 nt
Organism: Umbelopsis ramanniana AG
Lineage: Eukaryota; Fungi; Mucoromycota; Umbelopsidomycetes; Umbelopsidales; Umbelopsidaceae
Exons: 1
Coding region: 16-549 (177 amino acids)
Molecular function (GO): ferric iron binding
Source: RefSeq, a predicted model, not a curated record
GAAAAAUCUCUUAUAAUGUCUCGUCUGCGCCAGCUAUCAAUGAACGUACACAAACUUUUAGCAACACCAACAGAUCUGAAGAAGGAGUCAGUCGAGAAGGUCUCGGCUGCCCUCAACCCUUUGAUAGCAGACACUUUCGCGUUGUAUGUCAAGACCAAAAACUACCACUGGCAUGUCGCAAGCAGCCACUUUAGGGACUACCAUCUGCUGUUAGAUGAUCAAGCCGAAAGCAUCUACAGUAGCAUUGACCCUCUCGCUGAGCGAGUCCGACGCAUUGGAGGAACCACUAUUCGUAGCAUAUCACAUAUUUCCAGCUUACAGAAAGUCAUCAAGGACGAUAACGAAGAUUUUGUUGAGCCGGAAAAGAUGAUCACUCACCUUAUUGCCGAUAACCUCAAUCUUCUCAAGGAACAACGCAGCGCUCAUGGUAUUUGUGAUAGCAACGGCGACUGUGCUACUACCAGCAUUUUGGAAGAUCAUAUUGAUGAGUGUGAAAAGCGUAUUUGGUUCUUGAACUCUGUUCAUGCUGGAGGUUCUCAUAUGAAAUAAAAUUUGUGCACUCACCAUGAUUUUGAGAGCUUUUAAUCACCAGUCAACAAAGCGAGCAUAACAUCGUUCAUUUGUCAUUUUUAUUUUUUAUUAUGGUUUCUGCGGAAUUUUAUAAAUGAUAAAUAGAAUUAAAAUUCUAGAAAUGUGAAAGCUAACUUCUUCGCUGUACUCGUCACCAGCAAUACGGGAAAAUGAUUCAUAUAGCUACCGUGUGCGGCUAACGAAGUAUACCUGCCAAAUGUGAAACCAAACAUGG